ACCACCAACGACAAUCAGCGAGAACCGGCGAGACUCAGGGUAAAUUCGGUUGUUUUCUCAAUCUAGUGAGGAGUGAGGACUCUUGAGGCAAGGAGAGCUGAAUUAGGAAAGUUAAAUUUACACAAUGUCUGGAAUUGCAAUUGCUCGACUUGCUGAGGAGAGAAAGGCUUGGAGAAAAGAUCAUCCAUUUGGUUUCAUUGCACGACCUACAAAAAACCCAGAUGGAACUUUAAAUCUGAUGAACUGGGAAUGUGCCAUUCCAGGAAAGAAGGGGACCCCCUGGGAGAGUGGUCUGUACCGGUUACGCAUGAUCUUCAAGGAUGACUACCCAUCCACACCACCAAAGUGCAAGUUUGAGCCACCAUUGUUUCACCCAAAUGUUUACCCAUCUGGAACUGUAUGCUUAUCCCUACUAGAUGAAGAGAAGGAUUGGAGGCCUGCCAUUACCAUCAAACAGAUCUUGUUGGGCAUACAGGACCUUCUGAAUGACCCCAAUAUCAAGGACCCUGCUCAGGCUGAAGCAUACACAAUUUAUUGCCAAAAUCGACUGGAAUAUGAGAAGAGAGUACGAGCACAGGCAAAGGCAAUGUCUGCACCUUUUGAGUAACCUCAAGACAUCAGCAGAUGUGAAGGUGAUUAGAACUAGACAAAUGUGAAAUUUUUUGUUAGCUGAUAAUUAGCAAUGAAGAUUAUUCUCGUUAAAGUAAGGUGUAUGGUGUUUAUUAUAUAGAAUUUUUUAUUUUCUGUGAAGGAUUAUUUACAUUUUACAAUGUGUUAUGAAAAUUUUGUUUUAGUUUCAUAAUGGACAAUUCAUUCCAUUCUUAGUCUCAGUGACAUGUUUACCUUAUUUUAUGAAAACCCUUCGAGGUGAGCCUUCAUUGUCUCUUACUUCUGAUUUAUUAUUCACAUUACUAUACUGUGUUUCAGUACACACACACACACACACACACACACGUACUCACUAAAAAGAAGAAAAAAAAGGAAAAUGCAUGUGUAGGGCAUACUAGUCCAUCUCUUUUAAAAAAAAAAAAAUCUCCUUCUUAUGUACCUGUUCAACUUUUUCUUUUGUUUUUUUUGCGCUGAGUCAGUAAUUGAUAUUAAAUUAAUAAACUAUUUUUACCAGUA
Molecule: messenger RNA, 1125 nt
Organism: Homarus americanus (American lobster)
Lineage: Eukaryota; Metazoa; Arthropoda; Malacostraca; Decapoda; Nephropidae
Gene: lwr
Product: SUMO-conjugating enzyme UBC9-B
Exons: 6
Coding region: 125-607 (160 amino acids)
Biological process (GO): protein sumoylation
Cellular component (GO): nucleus
Molecular function (GO): SUMO conjugating enzyme activity
Source: RefSeq, a predicted model, not a curated record